Molecule: messenger RNA, 4357 nt
Organism: Mastomys coucha (southern multimammate mouse)
Lineage: Eukaryota; Metazoa; Chordata; Mammalia; Rodentia; Muridae
Gene: Ccdc85c
Product: coiled-coil domain containing 85C
Exons: 7
Coding region: 280-1584 (434 amino acids)
Cellular component (GO): apical junction complex
Source: RefSeq, a predicted model, not a curated record
GGCCGGGGGCGGGCCUCCGCCUGCUGCGCCCGAGCCCGGAGAGCCCGGGCACCGCGGCCGCCGACGCAAGCCACCGUCCCGGUUCCUCAGCCUUGAGGCGCGCGCGGGCUCUCGGGUGACCCCAGAGGGGGUCGCGGGAGGCAGCGCGAGGCGGCGCAGGGCGGGCCGCACGCGUCCCCGGCCGCCCCCCGCGCGCGCGUGGCCGGGCCCAGAGAAGCCCCGGCGCGGGGAGCGCCGGCCCGGCGCGGGCGAGGGCGAUGCCGCGGUGACGGCCCCGCCAUGGCGAAGCCCCCGGCGGUGGCGGCGGCGGCUGCAGCGGCGGCGUCGGAGGAGCUGAGCCAGGUGCCGGACGAGGAACUGCUGCGCUGGAGCAAGGAGGAGCUGGCGCGGCGACUGCGGCGCGCGGAGGGCGAGAAGGUGGGCCUCAUGCUGGAGCACGGCGGCCUGAUGCGCGACGUGAACCGGCGGCUGCAGCAGCACCUGCUGGAGAUCCGCGGCCUCAAGGACGUGAACCAGCGGCUGCAGGACGACAAUCAGGAGCUGCGUGAGCUCUGCUGUUUCCUGGACGACGACCGGCAGAAAGGGCGCAAGCUAGCGCGCGAGUGGCAGCGCUUCGGACGCCACGCGGCCGGCGCCGUGUGGCACGAGGUGGCCCGCUCGCAGCAGAAGCUGCGGGAGCUCGAGGCGCGCCAGGAGGCCCUGCUGCGCGAGAACCUGGAGCUGAAAGAGCUGGUGCUGCUGCUGGACGAGGAGCGCGCGGCGCUGGCGGCGGCGGGGGGCGCUGGCGGCAGCGGCGGCGGCGGCGCGGGCUCCCGCAGCUCCAUCGACAGCCAGGCCAGCCUGAGCGGGCCCCUGGCGGGCAGCGCCGCGGGCUCGGGGGCCCGCGACGUUGGCGACGGCAGCAGCACGUCCAGUGCGGGCAGCGGCGGCAGCCCGGACCACCACCACCACGUCCCCACGGCUCUGCUGCCCCCGGGGCCGCACAAGGGUCCCGACGGCAAGGCCGGAGCCACGCGCCGGUCCCUGGAUGACCUGUCAGCGCCGCCGCACCACCGAAGCAUCCCCAACGGCCUGCACGAUCCCUCAUCCACCUACAUCAGGCCAUUGGAGACCAAAGUGAAGCUAUUGGAUGGUGACAAGCUCCCCCCACAGCUGCCCCGCCCCUACGGCCGCCAGAGAAGCCGGCUCCAGCAGGCAGGCUCCGGAGAGUUCCGCACACUUCGGAAAGGCUUCUCCCCAUACCAUUCGGAAUCCCAACUCGCGUCCCUGCCUCCUUCCUACCAGGAAGUCCUACAGAACGGCCCAGCCUGCCCCGUACCCGAGCUGCCCUCACCCCCAUCCACCGUCUACAGCUCAGCAGGACAGAAACCGGAGGCUGUCGUGCACGCCAUGAAGGUUCUGGAAGUACAUGAGAAUCUUGACCGGCAGCUUCAAGACAGCUGUGAGGAGGACCUGAGCGAGAAGGAGAAGGCGAUCGUACGAGAGAUGUGCAACGUGGUCUGGAGGAAACUGGGGGACGCUGCCAGCACCAAGCCCUCCAUCCGGCAGCACCUAUCUGGUAAUCAGUUCAAGGGGCCAUUGUAGGGCCAUUCUCCGUGACGUGGACUGGCCCUGCCUGGAGUCUGAGGCCUUAGCCCUGGCAGAAACUCUGGCCUAGCCACCGUCUUUCUCCGUGGUGAAUUGUACAUAGGACACGGCCCGCCCUGGCUGCCCUGGUGUGACACUGACAGUCAGGCCUCCACCUCCUGCCUCCCUCACCAGCAAACCUUGGGAAGACGAGAAGCCACCGCCUGCUCGCUGCAGCCAAGUGGCCAGGCAGCCUGGCUCCCUGUUUGAGCUCUAUGUUCCAUUAGCAAGAAGCUUCUGAGACUGCAAGCCAAGGAAUUGUCUGGGGAGGUGGCCUGCUCGUGGUAGAAGCCCCUCAACAAGUAUUCUAACUUGCUGUCCCUUACACUGGACAGAAGCCACCCAGAGCCCGAAUUGCGACACAGGUGGCACUUUUCCUGCUACUCUGCCAGAGCCAGGACCCUGGGUCACGGAGCACUGGGUCCCAUGUGUCCCACGGCUGGCUGGGAGCUCAGGGUUCCCUGUCACCUGGCCACCCCGAAGCCAGCUGCUGCUCAUUAGCAUUCACUCCUUCAGUAAUGUCUCCUCGCCAUGCCAGGCUUAGCCACUUCUUAGGUCCUUCCUGUCAGGUGUCCUUUUCUGGUUUACAACAUAGGAAAGUCCUGGAGAAUGUCUGGGCUGAGCUCAGCAUUCUCAAUGGGCAGGUAGAACUGGGCCACUGCCCUGGUCACUGUCAAUGUGACCCCCCCUCCCCGUGUGUGUGUGUGUGUGUGUGUGUGUGUGUGUGUGUGUGUGUAUGUGUGUGUGUGUGUGUGUGUGUGCGCGCGUGCGUGCACGUGUGCUCUUGGUCACUACGGAUGGAGCUACAGGAGCCGCCCCGAUGAGUUUUCCCUGGGAAGGAAGGGGCAUGACCUGGUUCUGGCUUUAACCUGCUGUGUGGCCUUCAGCAAGCCACUCAGCUUUUCUAGGCCCCCAGCUGUUCCUUUUGGCUUUGCUCACUCUAGAAGCCACCCCAGUUUGGUGGGCCUCUGUCCUCACAACAGUAUGAGCUCAUGUGGUAACCUACUGGGAACACGCUAGGCCAGCCUGUUUGUCACACUGUCUCCUCACAGGUCACAUCUGAGCCUUAGCCCCUCCCUCCAAGGGACCUGGGGGUCAGAUGCGUGCUUCAGAGCACGUGUUCACGCCUCAGCUGGUGGGCAGCACAUGACUGACAGGGGUGUGAGAACGAGGACUCGGGUACUUUUGUGGACCAUGUAGAUGCUAUCUGUAGGAAGCCCUGGCCACAAUGCUGGCUUCACCCGUACUGUGGAUUUACAUCCACACCCAUCAGCUGUCCUCACGCAAUGGUACUUAGAGCCCCAUGCAGCAAGCCCAAAGAGCUUGUCCUUGCCUCAGGUCCCUCCCGAACCCUGUGAGCAGAGGGGACAGGCCAAGAAAGUGGGUGGCAUCCUUGCUCCCCAACCAGCCCAGGUCCCGUAACCUUGGGUUGUUCCCAGCACCUUUGCUGCCCACACCCUUGGGUCCCACACUCUCAGGGGAAAGGCCUAUGGCCCUCGGGGUUCCCAGGGAGUGUUGUUCAGGGGCUGCAGGGGAGCGGCCUACUGCUCUGACUGUUGGUGGCACCGGGAAGCGCUUUCUAGGAGCUGCUGUAUGGUCAAGUGAUAAAACUUGCAACUCUACCUGCUGGCCCCAGUACUGGGUAUUUCUAAGUGGGCUGCUAGGCAGGCAACACCCUUCUUGGUUCUUUGAAGCCAAGGAACCCCAGAAUAAUGUUGAGGUAUGCAGGCCCGCACAAGGUGGGAGCCAAGUUAGAGAGUCCCAGUCAAAUUUGUAUCAGGAUAGUUUAGCCACCUCUGAAAUAAGCAAUAAGUAAGAGCUCCUGGAAUCUGAAGAUGGGCCAAGAAAGAAAAGCCUAGAGAUGACCUUUCCCUCUCGGAGAGGUGUGACCCUGUCCCUGAUGCUGCAGGGGCAUCCUGGGAAAUCUAAAGAGAAUUUCUUGUAGGCCCCUCUGCUCUUAUGCAGGGUGCAACAAGCUGUGUCCCAGCCCUAAGCAGUAGGCUGGUUUCUCUAGGACAGCCUGUGUCAUAUCUCAAACCUAACGGGAGAGGCCAGCAGCAUCCCAGUUGAGCCCUGGGCUGCGGAGGGCAGGUGGUCUUCCGUGACCCUCCCUUCUGGAGCCUUAGCCUUUGCAGUGCUGACUCAUCGCGGGCUCACAGCGUGCUUGUGCUGGCUCCACCCCCCACUGUGACAGGCCACCCAGCCCCAUCUAGGUGGCCUGGCCUUCCCUGGAGUCAGAAUCUGCUGAGCACAUUUUCAUUUGCGUUCAACAGCCACAUGCCAGUGUUUCAAGACAAAGUGACCUUUCAUUUUUCUUUCUUGAAACUUGAGAGGAUACAUACUACUGAUUUUUUUUUUUUUUUAAUGACAAACUUAACGCAUGGCUGCAGAGUGGCAGAGGUGUCUAUUUUCAUACUGUGGGGGAAGUGCGCUGCUUUUGGGAGGGGCUGGAACGCCUGGUUUCUGCCCUGGGCCAGUCUUCUAUAGGAGUUGGUGGUGAGACCUGCAGCUGCCCCCUCCUGCCCUGGCCGUGUAGAGCUGGAGCCUGUGCACUUCGGCUGUUUCUACCUUCUAUUGAACCACUUUGAUUUGUGGAGAGAAAAAAAAAAAUAGAACUUUUGAUAGUGUGGUAAAAGCAUUGAUUUGAACUAUUUUAGUAAAAGGAGUAACAUAUAAGAUUGUGACAGUGUCUACUUUGAACUAGAUAAUAAAGGCCUUUGUGAGCCUCGGA